AUGUCUCUUCCGUUUCUCCUUCGGAGGUCAUUUUCUACAAGUAUCAGAUGUCCCUACAAGGCUAAGCACAUUCCUGAAGACAUCGUCGCCAAAGCCCUCACAACGCAGCCAAGUAGGCGCAGUCGUCCCAAGGAUACUGAGGACAUCAAAUCCAAAGCUGACCCCCAAAGCGCCUCGACUUCGAAAGUUGUUCGCAGACCCAGAGCAGUAAAAGGUAAUAUAUCACUCCCGGUCAACAGGUUAGAUCUACCUCCGCGUUCAGAAUGGCGAAGCUACUUUUCCACUGGCGGCAUGACGUUGAAAAGUCGUAUUUCUAUCGCUAACCCCGAGACGGCGGCACUAGUUGCAGAUUCAUUCGUUCCUAGCGGUUCGAGAGAUAAAGUUAUUAUAGAAGCGUAUCCUGGUCCUGGUGCGUUAACUCGUGCUUUGAUGCAGUUGCCGAAGGAACGAAUCCGAAAAAUCAUUGUACUCGAGGACACAGAACAGUACCUCAACUUUCUGAAUCCGCUACAGGAAGCGGACCCUAGGGUUCAGGUUUUGCCAAUGAACGGCUUUUUGUGGGACACCUAUCAUCAGCUGGACGUCCAAGGCUUCCUUGACGAUGUGGAAACUACUCCAUGGGAUCAGAAAAAUCCAUAUCUGCACUUCAUUUCGCACCUUCCUAUGGAUGUCCUGGGCGAGCAGCUCAUAGCACAACUGUUCCGCUGCGCCCCAGAACAGUCUUGGCUGUUCAAACACGGCCGUAUUCCAAUGAGUUAUCUAAUGCACGACUGGGUGUGGGACCGUAUCACGGCAUCUACUGAGGAUCUAGCUCGGUGCAAGCUGAGCAUCAUUGGACAGGCUAUUUCUGAGUAUAAUCUCUCCAUUGAUCCACAGCUGCUGCUACCAUAUAAUAACCACUUCUACCCUGACGCCACAAACCCUGCAUAUAGCUCCAAGACGGAAAACAGGCGCAGAGGUACACCAUUCGUAGCAGCUACCUUCAGACCAUUACAGCAUCAGAUCAUACAGCCGGGUAUGCUUGAUAAAUGGGAUUAUUGCCUACGGAAACUCUUCGUGCUGAAGUCGACUCCUUUAAAGAACGCCAUUGGUCAUCUAGCACCCGGAUCAGACGUUCUCAAGUCCUACCUCACGAGCGAUGAUGUUCCACUUGAACAGAGGACUGACCUGAAGAAGAUUAUCAGGAAUUUGAAUGUAGAGGACUGGGCUGCUGUCGUUGGUGCCUUCGAUCGGUGGCCGUUUGCACCCGAGGAACUCUUGAUCACGGAUACUUUCAGCAGAGACGACCGUAUAUAG
This is a messenger RNA of Suillus paluster, 1296 nucleotides long. RefSeq names its product S-adenosyl-L-methionine-dependent methyltransferase. The transcript has 7 exons. The record is from RefSeq and is a predicted model, not a curated record. The coding region runs from base 1 to 1296 and encodes 431 amino acids. Gene Ontology annotation, biological process: transcription initiation at mitochondrial promoter. Lineage: Eukaryota; Fungi; Basidiomycota; Agaricomycetes; Boletales; Suillaceae. Gene Ontology annotation, molecular function: mitochondrial transcription factor activity. Gene Ontology annotation, cellular component: mitochondrial DNA-directed RNA polymerase complex; mitochondrial matrix.